AGUACCAACUUGGUGUAGGACCACGAAUAAAAUAUUGUGAAAUAAAUAUGUGAUGUGUUGUGUUUCUGACAAAUUUGUUUAGUUAAAACGAGCAAAAAAAUAAUGUAUGUGUUUGUAAAUAAUCCACUUUGUGAAAUUGUACUGGAGUUUAGUGAAGUUUUAAAAUAUGUUUUCUGCGUUACAUUGCUUAACUACAAGUGCAUAUAAAUGUCAUUACUAAUGACAGCCCAAUUACUUGGAGUUCCCAUGCAAUCGUUCGUGUUAUCUGCCAGUUGUGAGACAAAGCUGCAGGUUUCCCGCAAAAUAAUAAUGUAUAUUACUAUAAUUAAGUGUUUAAAUUAUUUGAAAAGGUGUUUUUAUAGACGGGGCUUGACGAGUGGAUGUUUGUGAGAAAGAUUAUUAAUGCAGAGUGACUGACCAUAUAAUUAGAGAAAUGGCACCAUCUGCCACAUGUUGUUCUCCACGUCACCUAGUGUUGCAUGUGCUUGAUGCAAGCUCUCUCAUUUUGGUGCUGGUGCUGCAAGGAAGUGUACUUAAUUACUACAUCAUAGACCAUUACAAGAGCUCUGUGAAUCCAUACUUCUGGUUCCUAGCUGACUUUGCAACUGUAUUUGUGUUUGCUGGAACUCUCACCAUCUCAUAUCAAUAUCUUACAAAAGUUCGCUUUGCAGAAAAUGACAGUAAAUUACCAAGUGGUGCUAUGUUUCCUUUGUCACCAAAGCGUCUCACUCGGCGUUUUCCUGUGUCACGUCUUGGGAUUAUGCCCCUCAGUUAUUGUUCUUGGCUUAUUUAUUGUACCUUCUUAUUGUCUAAGAUUGUACUGAUCGUUCGUUCUGGUAUCUUAUAUGAUUUGUCUCCACAAGCAACAUUUGGGCCACAGCUACUACAGAUAACAAUAGCACUAUCAGGUGUGGUGUUUCUGUUACUUGUAGAAGGUCACAAUUGGGCACCACGUGGCUCGCCUAGAUAUCUCUUUGUGACCUUGGUGUGCGGCAAGACUGCUAUAGAAAUUCUUGACACUGUGAGCCUAUUAUCACUUCUCCACACACAUCCUGUGCGCCACCUGGGAGCACUCCAUGCUGCCCUUCAAGGCCUGGAGAUACCUAUAACAGUAUUGUGCUGUUUCAACUUUGUGCUACCUGCAUUGGCUCUGUACAAACUGAGCUUGACUGAUGUGAGUGCAGAGGUACUGGCACUUCCUGUUUCUCUCCUUUACAAUUUGCUGCAUAUGAUGUUGAUAGACUUGCCUUAUUUGGGAGUGCGCCUGUACCUCUGGUUAAACUAUGACCACUCAACAUCAGUACUUCUUAUGAAAAAUGUGUUCGGAAUUAUCUUGGCCCUUCGUGGUUUGAUACCAGAUGUGACAGAACUCGUUCGGCGCCGGCGCACUGCUGAUGGAACCCCUAAGCCAGCUGCUGCCAAUGGGUAUUUGGAAGGAGGGGCUGGAGAGCUCUUAGAGCUGCAGCCAGUGCCUUGUGUGAAGGAAGCUGGUGAUGCUGCAGCAGAAGGGGAUUGCAUUCCACGCCUUGCUAUUGAGCAGGCUCCUGACGCACCUACUUCCGAAUCCAAUAUUAGUGCACAUGCUUAAUAUAAGUAGUUCUGCAAACAGGGUUUAUUUAUUUAACUUGCCAUUGAUUUAUGAAAUGCACAAGCUUUAAGAUUUUUGGGACCAUUAGAAUUGUCUAAUUGUGAAUUGUGCCUAUCAAUAACUUACUAUUUACUUCCAUAAUGGUCUCAGAAGAAUGAGAUGAAAGUUAUACAAAACUUCCUUGUGCUCUCUUCUUUUAUUCUAGAGUGCUAUUCACUCUUACUAAGGGCAUCAAUAUUACAUUAAUUAAACUUCUUGCCUUUUGAAACAGCAGAGCACAAGCUAAUGGAGUGAAAUGCCUGUGAAAAAAUAGUAAUCUCAUAGACAAUGUAAGAUAAUGUUUCAGGUGGAAAGAAAAUAGCUUCCAUCAGUAGAUAAUACUUGCUCUAGUCAUACCAGAAAAUGUUAGGCUCAUGUGAUCUUCACUUCCUUUCUGGAUUUUUAUUUCAAUCCUUCAACUGGGACUCUCUUUCAAAAUAGAUUAUUUAGUUUUUUCACUUUAUUGUCUUCCAAUUUUAUAUUUAUUUUUCAUUUCCUUCCUCAAAACAUUUUGUAUUAGGUAUUUAUAACUUUGUAGGCCAUUUAACAUUUGACAAUAUUUGUAGGUUAAUAUGUAUAUGUACCAAGUGCAUUUCUUUCUUUUUUCCCUUCCACUUUACUAUCAACUACAAAUAAUGAUUAAUCAGUUAGCAUGAAUGAAAGUGGAAACAUUUUAGUAUAAUUAAAAUUUUUCUUUUUCUUGAAUGUGGAUUGUGCUAUUAGAAUUCUAGAGACUCAUUGUGUUGAACAACAUUGCUAUUUACCUCUUCUUCUAAUCAAGGAUUAGGUUCAUCAACCUGUUCUGGUGACCAUUUAGCACGUGGUCUUCCAACGUCACAUUUUCCUUUUGGUCGAUAAUGCAUUGCCAAAGCCGGAAGUCUGCUUCUUGGCAUUCUUCUUAGAUGUUCGCAUCAUUUCUUGUUAUUUUUGACCGGCUCGUCGAGCACUGGUUCUAUCCCGAGUUCUCCCCUUAGAUCACUAUUUCUUUUUUUAUCUAAAAUGUAUAUCCUAAAUAUCGAAUAAAUUUCAUUUCUGCUGCCUGAACUUUUGAUUUAUCUCAGUUUGUCAUUACUCGAGCUUCAUUUCUGUAUGUUAAAAUGGGCACAGCCACAGUAUUGAAAAACUUUACUCUAGUAUCUUUUCGUGUUUUGUUUCUCAAAUUCCUAUAAAUUGUUCCACAUAUGUUUCGGAAAUGGUUUAAUUUUAUGUCCAGGUCUAUGUUUUUUCCAUAAGAAAUAUGGCAUCCUAGAUACUUAAAGUGUUUUACUUGCUCUAUUAUUUCAUCUUCGAUGACUAUUUUUGUUCUUACAGAAGUUUUCCCUUUAAAUGCUUUAAAUUGUUUUUGUUUUAUUAGUGGAGAUUUUGAGGUUAUAUUCCUUAAUUAAUUGGUUUAGUGCAAAAGCAGCUUUCUGUAAUUUAUCCUCAUUUUCCUGAAUGAUCACUCGUCAGUGUAUAAAAGGGAGUUCAUAAAAAUUUUGUUUCCAAGAUGUAUUCCCGGGUCAAUUAACAUUUUCCAUGUUCUCAACAUAUCGUCAAUAUAAAUGUUAAAAAGGGUUGGCGAGAUACAGCAACCCUGCCUUACUCCUUUGUUAGUGGGAAUCUCUUCUGUCAUUUUCCUUCCUACUA
Messenger RNA from Gryllus bimaculatus (two-spotted cricket), 3253 nucleotides. Lineage: Eukaryota; Metazoa; Arthropoda; Insecta; Orthoptera; Gryllidae. The record is from the annotation of a GenBank genome assembly.